AUUACGCAGUCGAUGAAAUCAUCCAUACCGGUCCUUUGUUCAUAAUAUUGGAGCCAUAUCACCUACCCUUUCGAGAACAGUACUAUCUACGUGUGGAUAUUGUUUAAGCGAUAGGACGAUAUAACGGAAGAAACAAUUCAUAUCGAUAUCUUCAUAAAAAAAAAGACUUUCUGUGCCUUUGCCCUGUAAAUGUCACAUAUAAAGAGACAUUCUUUGCCUUUAAGUCCUAAAAUGUCACAUAUUAUGUGGAAGCACUUCAAGAAGGUGGACGAAAAAACUGUCUCCUGCAAUUUGUGCCAUAAGCACAUACAGUUUCAAAACGUGUUAUAUAAUAAACCAAUUACGUUAAUAGCCACCAUGACGCGACAUUAUAGAUCCCAUAGAGCUUCUGAAGACAACAGUACAUACAAGGUCAAAAGACCCAAAAAAGAGGCAAAGACAGAGAAAAGCCAUUGGUCAACAGGUGGUAAUCCUAAUACUCCCCAUGCUGAUGCUGAUACAUUUCUAAAAAACCGAAGAAAUGUUCCAAGAAAAAAUUAUAAGUCAAAGAUGAACCUUUUGUAAAAAUGGAUAGACUACUUGCAAUUCUUGAGAGGAAAUCUAGUUCUAAUGAUGAUCACUAUGCCAAGAUAACGGAUACUAUUCUUUACUUCAUGUGCAUCCAUUAUCAAUCAUAUAAUAUUAUUCAAUGCGAAAAAUUUAAACAUUUGAUAAAAGAACUGAUGCCUCAUUACAAAAUUCCUGAUGAAGAUGCAAUUAUAAGAAAAUUAGAUGAGAAAUAUGAUAAGGAAAGUAAGAUCUUCAAAAAAACACUGAAUGAAACUUUACAUGUCACUAUCAGUAUAGAUUCCUGGUCUGAAGUAGCAUCAUUUGAAAGCUUCUUAAGUGUCACAGUGCAUUUCAUAGCAAGUGAAACAAGAAAAUUGAAAUCGAAAAAUAUUGAGAUGAUCAAAUUAUCUGAACAACACUCUGUCAAUUGCAUUGUACUUGCUCUUGAGAAUAUUCUGCUAAAUUGGUGCAUUGAUAUUGAUAAAGUUGCAGCAGUUGUGACUAAUGACGAAUCUAAUAUAGUCAAGGCUGCUAAAAAGAUUUUUCAUCAGGACAAGCAUAUAAUCUGUUUCGCUCACACUAUCAAUUUAGUGGCAGAAAACUUUGUGAAAAACUACGAAAGUCUCAGUAAUAUUAUUAACAAAGCGAGAUUGGUUGUAAAGUUUAUAAAAAAUAGCAAUGAUAACAAAUUGCAUUGCUGUCAAGUUGACUCUGGUAUAUCUAAAACUAAAUUAAAGAAUCUAGUUCUUGAUGUCAACAAUAAAUGGGACAGCAUGUUUUACAUGUUGGAAGGAUUUGUCGAAUUAUGGAACGAUAUCAAUAAUGUCUUAUUCAGAGAAGGUUUAACUCCCGAGAUGCCGACCGAAGCUGAAGUUAUCGUAUUGAAGGAUUUCGUUGAUUUAUUGAAACCUCUGGCAUUCAUAGCGCGAGAAUGUUUGACUGAAAAUUAUCUCAUAAUAUCGAAGGUAAUGCCACUUAUUAAUUGCGCCAUAAAUGAAUACUUAAACAUGGAACUAAAGACAGAGCUGUCGAAGAAGUUGAAAGAAAGCAUUCUGACAGAUUUACAAAGAAGCUUCGAGCAUAUCGAAUUUACGGAUUCAAUAGCUAUUGCUACCAUACUGGAUCCCCGCUUUAAGAACUUACAUUUUCAGAAUAAAAAGGCUGAAAACAAUGCUAUAUAUAAAUUGUAUGAAAUGAUACGCAAAUUAUCCCGUUUGUCUCAUGAAUCUAAUACUGAACAGAAAGAAAUCAAAUACAAUCUUUGGACUCAUCAUGAAGUUUUGGCGCUUAAACACGAAGACGAGUUAUCUUCGUACCUAACUAGCAAAGUUUCCUCGAAGAACGACGAUCCCUUAGAGAAAUGGGAGAGUAUGAAGACACAAUAUCCCUCAUUGUACACAAUAGCGCAAAAAUACUUCUCAAUCGUAAGCAUAUCAGUUCCAAGUGAAAGGUUGUUUUCGAAGACGAUGAUCCAAUCGAGAAAUCAAUUAACCGAACCAAAAAUAUUAAACAAAAUAUCAUUCUUGACUUCUACAGAUUAAGAAUAUUGAUUUUCAUAAAUCAUGAAAAUUAAUUUAAUGCAUGUUAUUAUUAAUGACGACGCUUUUACUAAAGCCAAUUAUCUAUCCUAUAUAUUUUAUUAUACUAUUUCAUCUAAUUAUAUUCUAUUUUUAUGGCAUAUAAGAGAAUAUCCUUCUGUUACAAAAAAUAAUCCAUUCUUUUAUUUAUUA
This is a messenger RNA of Nylanderia fulva, 2279 nucleotides long. Its product is annotated as E3 SUMO-protein ligase ZBED1-like. The record is from RefSeq and is a predicted model, not a curated record. Gene Ontology annotation, molecular function: protein dimerization activity. NCBI's taxonomy places the organism in Eukaryota, Metazoa, Arthropoda, Insecta, Hymenoptera, Formicidae.